Messenger RNA from Sturnus vulgaris (Common starling), 4658 nucleotides. NCBI's taxonomy places the organism in Eukaryota, Metazoa, Chordata, Aves, Passeriformes, Sturnidae. The record is from RefSeq and is a predicted model, not a curated record.
AUGGCACCCGAGCGGCCCGCGGGGGAGCGGGGCGAUGCUGCUGGCCCCAGCGCCGACACAGCCACCGGCCCGACGCGUGUCGAGGUUCCUCGGCCCCCCUCCAUCGAGGAGUUCACCAUCGUGAAGCCCAUCAGCCGCGGCGCCUUCGGGAAGGUGUACCUGGGCCGCAAGGCGGGCCGGCUCUAUGCCGUGAAGGUGAUGAAAAAAGCAGAUAUGAUCAACAAAAAUAUGGUUCACCAGGUGCAGGCAGAGAGGGAUGCAUUGGCUCUCAGUAAAAGUCCUUUCAUUGUGCACUUAUACUACUCACUUCAGUCAGCAAACAACGUCUAUUUAGUGAUGGAGUACCUUAUUGGUGGAGAUGUCAAAUCUCUUCUCCAUAUUUAUGGAUAUUUUGAUGAAGAAAUGGCUGUUAAGUAUAUUUCUGAAGCAGCAUUGGCUCUUGACUAUCUUCAUAGGCAUGGAAUAAUCCACAGGGAUUUGAAGCCAGACAAUAUGCUCAUUUCUAAUCAGGGACAUAUAAAGUUGACAGACUUUGGGCUUUCAAGAGUUACUCUGAAUAGAGAAAUAAAUAUGAUAGAUAUCCUUACUACCCCAUCAAUGGCAAAGCCAAGACAGGACUACUCACGUACUCCAGGACAAUUGUUGUCUCUUAUCAGUUCUCUGGGCUUUUAUACACCUCCUGUAGGAAUGAAAGUGCCAGGGCACAAAUCAAGUCAGUCAUCUGACAGUCUGCAUGGAGUGGUUUCUCCUGUACCUAUGGCCCAAAAGGAAAAUACCCCUCUUUCAACUAAAUUAUUCAAAACACAUCUGGAUAAUUCUCAAUUAACACCUGUAAUGCCAGCAAGGAGUUUAACUCCUACUCUGCUUCAGUCAAGAACCAGGUUUGGUUCCUCCAGUGCCAGUACUCAGUCUCACACACACAUGUCCAGUCUGGAAUCAGAAAACCGGAGCAGCCCCAGGUGGGGGAAGGAUGUAGAGCAAAGUGAAGAUGAAUCUCGUUCUACAACAUGCAAAACCAGUAAUAGUGGGUCAGAUGUCCUUUCAAAUGUUUUGUUGCCAAAUAGCAAUGGUAUUGAAGUUGUAAAGAGAAAAGAGCUUGAGUCUGCCAUUUCUCCCAUUUCCAGCAACGAUUCUGGCAGUAGGCAGAAACUGGGAAGUGAACGUUUGGCUAUAACAGAUACUCCCGUGAGCACUCUGGAUGUGAAAGGUGUAGUAAGAAAGUGUAUUUCUGAAAAUAAGAUUUGGAAAGAAAAAUUUGUAAAUAAAAGAGAUAUGACUUAUGAAACACCAGAGACUUCCAGACUACGACAGUCACUUUCAAUGCAAAAUGAUCCUGUCAAAGAGGAAGAAAUGUUUGAAAAGCCAGGUGUAAAAAGAAGCUUUGAAUCAGUUGACACUAGUCCUUGUCAGGAACUUAAUUAUGUUAAAAAAAGCAAUGCAGAAUAUAAACGUGGCUGUCAGAUCUCAGAAUUUCCAGCAAACAAAGGGACAGGUUUGACAACAGAAAUUCAAUCCUUAAUGCUUUGUAAAGAUGGAUGCCUAUGUGACACCUGCAAAAGCAAGGAAGAAAUAAAGAGUUUUAUUAGUAACCAGGAAACAGUAGAAAGAUCACUUACUCCAACUGUAGCUAAAAAUCUUAUGUGUGAUCUGGAUGCAGACUGUGGAAAUGAUGAUGAAAAGGAGUACAUGAACUCAAGUUUUUUAUGCACUGAUGAUGAAAAACCUUCAGAUGUCUUCAAUGCAGAUUCUGACGUACUUCCUGAAGUGUCUGUUACAGAAAGCCAUCUAGAAAAACAGCUUUUAGAUUUGGACAGAAGUGUUAAAGACCUCUCCUUUGAGGAACCAAAGCCUGAGGGUGUGCUAAUAACAUCACCAGAGUCCCGAGAUGCCUCACAGAAUGGAGAGGAGGCACAUACAGUCCAGGACUGCAAUCAGAAAAAGGAUAAUGACCAGAAACACAUGGAAGAAACUUACCUUGACACAGUAUCUUCUCCUCCAGAAAAGAUGAUGGAAGCACUGAGUCUCUUUAAAAAAAAUGCUGUUGUUUUUCGGAGUUAUAAUAGUCCAAUCAAUGUAUCCAAUAUAUCUGAGCCAUGCAGCAUGACUUCCUUAGAUAUAAUGGAUCUUUCACCUGCUUGCAGUGGCUCUUACCCAACAGCUAUCACUCCAUUACAGAAAGGAAGAGCAUAUCAGAUCUAUCAGACCCCUCUUCGAGGGGAUGCUGGCACACCAUACAGGACUCCAAAGAGUGUUCGAAGAGGAGCUGCCCCCGUGGAAGGUGAACGCAUCCUGGGGACCCCAGACUACCUGGCACCUGAGCUGCUUUUGACACAGCCUCAUGGGACUCUGAUCUCUGGUUCUGCUGUAGACUGGUGGGCACUUGGAGUUUGUCUGUUUGAGUUUCUAACUGGAAUUCCACCUUUUAACGAUGAAACACCAACACAGGUCUUCCAAAAUAUUUUGAAAAGAGAUAUUCCCUGGCCUGAAGCUGAAGAAAAGCUGUCUGAUAAUGCCCAGAAUGCAAUAGAUAUUCUUCUAACAAUUGACACUACUAAGAGAGCUGGACUGAAGGAACUGAAGCAUCACCCCCUCUUUCACGGGGUGGACUGGGAUAAUCUCCAGAAUCAAACGAUGCCAUUUAUACCUCAGCCGGAUGAUGAAACUGACACCUCUUAUUUUGAAGCUAGAAACAAUGCUCAGCACCUGACUGUGUCUGGAUUUAGCUUAUAGCAUCAAGAUAAGUGAACGUUCUCCAUGGUUUUGCACACUUACAGGUGUCUUGUAAACCCUAGUUUGGUCUUGACUAAGUUUCCUUGCUGAAUUUAGUGUGUUUCAAGUUACCAGUCUAUUUUUAUUAUAGCCUCCUUUAUUCUAAAGUGAAACUACUGUAUGAAACCAGUAUCAAGUGCCUUCAUGCUACUUUUUAUUUCACUGCACCUUACUAAGAGGCCAGAGCAUUGCGUUUCUUGGAGCUAAUAACUCUUGGCAAUAAUGGGGCUUUUUAGCAAUGAAUUAUUCCAGUUAGGAAGUGUGGCAUUAUUUCCCAGCUAAACAUAAUAGGGAAAGGAUAAAAACUGCAAUUGUAUCUAAAUAAUAACUUACCUAUUGGUGGCUUCAGUGUGGUGGCAAGCUGGUUUGGGAGCAGUCCUUUCUGACCAGUGUGAAUACCUAUUCACUGUGCAAAAUGGUCAUUUCUAUUCAAGGUGGAAAAUUGAAAUCUCAGUGCAGCAUUGAAAUGUCUUGUCUUCUGUUUGUCUUAUUCCCAAGAAGGGAUGAGAAGAUACAGUGGUGUUCCAGGUUAAUUUGGCUAGAAGUGGCAUGUGAGACUGGCAGGAGUUCCUCUGGUUAUUAUCCUGUUCUAGAGAAAUGGGGCAGGGAGAAGAUACUUGGGACAAGUCUGUUAAACAAAUGCUCUCCUCGAGUUGUUGUGUUGUAACCACUUGGGCUGUAGGAAGCUGGACUGAACAUACAUUUUAGCAGUUCCUGGUUUUAUAUUGAAAAUGCGCAGUGUUUGUAUGUGCUCACUUGUGUCAGGUGACAGGUGGUUUUUUGUAUUCUAGCAAGCAGUAUUCAUACUGAAGCUGCCAAAUAUUAAAAACCAUAAUAUAUUGUAGGCUAACAGACUGUUUUGUAAACUCACAGCCAGAGCUUGGGAUUUUGACUAGAAUAUGAGAUAGAAAUGUAUAUUCUGUAUAAACCUGAGUUAGGGGGAAGUAGAUUUAAAUUUUUCUUUAAAUGCAAUACAAAAUUUGUGGCUGCUAGGUUUUAGAGGUUUAUUUGUAGAUAAUCCUGUUUAAAUAAUCCUCAAUAUUUUUCUUGCAUAGGUAUCUCUAACCUAAGGAAGAUUUUAAUUUUUCAGGUUAAUACAUGUUAGAUCAUUUGUGCUAGAUGGUAUUGCCAGCCAAGGGCCACAUGCCAGAAGCCAAGCAUUUUGCCAGUGAUUUCUGCCAAGUGCCCUUUGAUUUCAUGAACUGACUCUUUCUGUAGCGAUAGUGAGUUGUCCCUUCAUUACCCUGCUUCCUGGAAGACAAGAUUUAUUGGUGGAAUUCUGAGCAAAUAGUGUCUGCCAGGCUUCCUGCUGUCCCCUCAGGUUGCUGGGAAAGGAAUGGGAAUGGUGAAGAAAAAGGAAGUUUCCUAGAAAGACCUAAAGAGAGCUGAUGCUUAAUAGAUCAGAAUGACCAAUCCCAGCUCUUGGUAUGAUAACUCAAAUUUGGCAAGUUUCAAAACAUACAGCGAAUUUCAUUCCCUUUGCUACAGACUAUAGUUUCAGAAAACUUCUAAAUUGUUCAGUCUAACUGCAAUUGUUACAUGAUGGAAAAGAUGCAAACAAAUUAAUGCACUACUGAAGCAGUAUUCAUAGACCACAUUCUCUGAAAGUGCUGAGAAGUUCUUUAGUGGUUUUCCUGUGUACAGUUAGAAUAUAUAAACUGGGGUAGGAGGAUACCUUAAUCACUGGUAUUUUAUGCAAUUUAUUCUUCUAUUUCUAGUAAUCUAGUUUAAGAAAGCAAGUCUUACAAGAAUUAACUAUGAUUACAUGUCAAGGAAAUAAUAUAAAUUGAACAUCACAACAGCUCUUUGUCUUGAGUGCUUUACCUGUUCCCACUUGGCAGUUUAACACAUUGCCAUCAAGGUGGAAGAAACUUGUUGCACUGGUAUAA